Messenger RNA from Leucoraja erinaceus (little skate), 2635 nucleotides. RefSeq names its product sorting nexin-20-like. Gene Ontology annotation, cellular component: early endosome membrane. Gene Ontology annotation, biological process: protein transport. The transcript is spliced from 4 exons. Gene Ontology annotation, molecular function: protein binding; phosphatidylinositol phosphate binding. The coding region runs from base 285 to 1298 and encodes 337 amino acids. Lineage: Eukaryota; Metazoa; Chordata; Chondrichthyes; Rajiformes; Rajidae. The record is from RefSeq and is a predicted model, not a curated record.
AAACAUUUUGAACAACGAGAGUGGCUCUUUAAAAGAAGAGCUGCAGAACACUUUUUACUCUGCAUAGACUCCUCCUUUGUGUGAUCUAACUGGGCACUAUUAUUGUAUUUCCUCCAACAUCGGAAACACAGUCUUUAAGGGCGAGUACCCACGGAAACGUGUGUCCAUUGUGCAAAUUAGACCUCGCGUCUCCACAUCCAAGUCCCAAGAUCACAAUAGUUGCCAAGAGCAAGACUGUGUUUUGAUGUUUCAGUUCCAGGAGGGGAUUGAAGGUUGUCAUAGCAAUGGAAGAUGGCGACAAUGAUCAGACCAACAGACUACAACGUUUAUCAAUGAGCGAUGAUCAACCUGCCGCAUCCUGUGGGAACGAGGGUGAGUCUGUUCCGGAGACGGGAAGCUCAGGUAUCCGAGGUCAGGGAUGUCACCCAAUGGAUGGAAUCCCAUCACAAAACCAAGCCAAUCCAAAAGCGCUGUGCGGCAGGGCUCUGCCGGAAGCUCUGCUGACCACCAAGCAGCUGUUUCAGUACUGGAACACCAUGAACAAGAAGGUGAAACCCAUCCGCCUGCUCUUCGAGAUACCAGAGACCAGAACUGUGAAUGAGCAGUGCUCCAGAUAUGUGAUGUACAAGGUGGUGGUGAUCAAGUCGGGCACCUACGACGGCAACCAGGCCUACAUUGAACGGCGAUACUCGGACUUUGAAAAACUGCACAGGAAUAUCCUGAGGAACUUUAAAGAAGAGGUGGAAGAGAUCACUUUUCCAAAGAAAAUCAUGGCGGGGAACUUCCUUCCCGGGAAAAUCGCCGAGCGGAAGCUGGCGUUCCGGGACUAUCUGGCGCAGUUGUACGCAAUCAAAGACAUCCGCUUCUCCGAUGAGUUUAUUGAAUUUUUCUAUCUGCCAGAGGUGCAGGAGGGAUAUGGGUGCCUGAGGAGCGGACAGUACACCAGGGCUCUGAAGGGUCUUCUCAAUGUGUUCAGCUUACAGGAGAAGCUGUGUAUGCAUCGCCACAUUACCUUGGUCCUCACUCUCAGUGCUAUUGGACUGUGUUGCAGAGACCUGGGGCAUAUAGAAGAUGCCUAUGUAUUUUGCGAGAAGGCUGGGCUUAUCUUGCACGAUUUUAGUUGCCAUCAGUACUAUUACCCUCUGAUGAAGAUUCAGGUCGCCCUGGGAAACGAGUUGGGGAGGAACAUGCGGCACUUACAGGACAGGCUGAUCAAAAUGGAGGAGCGCCACGGAAACCAAAGCAACCAGCCGUCGCUGAAAGAGCUGGUGGUGCAGGAAUACAUACAGGACGGCUGAUGGGGACGCAAGGACUCCUGCGUGGAACCCAAUGUGUCGGAGUAACUCAGCGGGUCAGGCAGCAUCUCUGGAGGGCGUGGAGAGGUGGCGUUUCGGGGAUUGGAAGCCUUCCUCGCUCGGAUGGGCGAGAUUUCAGAUCCGGAGCCUUUUUCAGACUGAAGAAGGGUCCCGACCCCAAACGUCACCUUUCCAUGUCCUCCAGAGAUGCUGCCUGACCCGUUGAGUUACUCCAGCACAUUGUGUUCCACAUCAGCGCGGUGGCGCAGCGGUAGAGUUGCUGCCUCACAGCACCAGGGACCCGGGUUCGAUCCUGACCACAGGCGCUGCCUGUAAGAAAUUUGUACGUUCUCCCCGUGACCUGCGUGGGUUUUGGCCCGGUUUCCUCCCACUCUCCAAAGGCGUGCAGGUCUGUAGACUAAUUGGCUUGGUAAAAAUUGUCUCCGCGCUGUAUCUGUAAACUAAACUAAUUAAGACUGAAGAAUCCAUCUUCACCAGAUUGUUAAAUUGCCAAAAAUGUUAUUGCUGGAAUUUCUGCCGUGUCUCAUUAACUUGGCCACUUUUGGGGUGAUUUAUAUUUCAACUUGGUCGCUCACAGAAAUGCAACAAAUAGUUUAUUACCUUCAGACAUGAUCACGUUGAAUGGUGGUGCUGGCUCGAAGGGCCGAAUGGCCUACUCCUGCACCUAUUGUCGAUUGUCUCAUCUCCGUUCUAACCAUAUAACCAUAUAACAAUUACAGCCCGGAAACAGGCCAUCUCGGCCCUACAAGUCCGUGCCCGAACAACUUUUUUUCCCUUAGUCCCACCUGCCUGCACUCAUACCAUAACCCUCCAUUCCCUUCUCAUCCAUAUGCCUAUCCAAUUUAUUUUUAAAUGAUACCAAUGAACCUGCCUCCACCACUUCCACUGGAAGCUCAUUCCACACCGCUACCACUCUCUGAGUAGAGAAGUUCCCCCUCAUGUUACCCCUAAACUUCGGUCCCUUAAUUCUGAAGUCAUGUCCUCUUGUUUGAAUCUUCCCUAUUCUCAAAGGGAAAAGCUGAUCCACAUCAACUCUGUCUAUCCCUCUCAUCAUUUUAAAGACCUCUAUCAAGUCCCCCCUUAACCUUCUGCGCUCCAGAGAAUAAAGACCUAACUUAUUCAACCUUUCUCUGUAACUUCGUUGUUGAAACCCAGGCAACAUUCUAGUAAAUCUCCUCUGUACUCUCUCUAUUUUGUUGACAUCCUUCCUAUAAUUGGGCGACCAAAAUUGUAUACCAUACUCCAGAUUUGGUCUCACCAAUGCCUUGUAAAAUUUUAACAUUACAUCCCAGCUUCUAUACUCAAUGCUCUGAUUUAUA